Molecule: messenger RNA, 1333 nt
Organism: Manduca sexta (tobacco hornworm)
Lineage: Eukaryota; Metazoa; Arthropoda; Insecta; Lepidoptera; Sphingidae
Gene: PrBP
Product: retinal rod rhodopsin-sensitive cGMP 3',5'-cyclic phosphodiesterase subunit delta
Exons: 5
Coding region: 178-651 (157 amino acids)
Biological process (GO): sensory perception of light stimulus
Cellular component (GO): cytoplasm
Source: RefSeq, a predicted model, not a curated record
ACGCAAGAGGCAACUAACAACUGGCAACAAUUGUAAUCUAUAAGUCAAACAGCAAAUUUUACGUCAAAUGUGAAGUGAAAUGUGAUGUAUAUUGUUUGUAUUUUGUUGUGAUUCAUUAUUAAUUCAGUAAAAUUAUUGUUAAACAAUCAAUAAUAUAAAAUAACAAAUUCAGUAAACAUGACCGAAGUAUUGCCCGCUGAGGAAGCCAAACAAGACCGUGUGGAAACCAUACUCAAAGGGUUCCAGAUUAACUGGAUGAAUCUUCGAGAUGCCGACACAGGCAAGAUCCUUUGGCAGCACAAUGAGGAUAUGUCGAGUACUGACGUAGAGCAUGAGGCCAGGGUUCCUAAAAGGAUCCUGAAAUGCCGAGUGGUCUCCCGUGAAAUGAACUUCAGCUCUAUAGAGUCUAUGGACAGAUUUCGGCUGGAACAAAAAGUGCUGUUCAAAGGCCGCUGUCUAGAAGAAUGGUUCUUUGAGUUUGGCUAUGUGAUCCCCAACUCUACCAACACUUGGCAGUCUGUGAUCGAGUCUGCACCAGAGUCUCAAAUGAUGCCAGCAAAUGUAUUGAAUGGUAAUGUGGUGAUCGAGACAAAGUUCUUCGAUGGAGACCUGCUGAUAACAAAAUCGCGAGUCAGACUAUUCUAUGUGUAAAUCAUUUAACAUAGAAAUGAUGCAUUUACUAGUCGCCAUUUUUAAGCAUUUUUGUCGUAAUAACUAAUAAAAUAUAUGUCUUGUAGUAAUCUUUCCAGGCAGAAACCUUUUUCGAUAGAUAUCACAAGUGACCUUAAAAUUCAAAAUUUUCUUAUUACCUUCACAUUUGUAUAAAAAGACAUCUUAUGGCAUAAAAAAUUGAAAAAAUAUGUGAUUGCUUACAAAUAACAUUAAGUAGUAUUUUGAAAUUCCAUAUCUGAUAUGUGUUAAUAUAGAUUUAUUGUUGUAAUGUGUAAAAAUAUUAUUUAUCAAUUAUUUUUGUAAGAUAAUGUUGGCACAAAGGUGUUUUAGUUUAUAAUUAUUUGCUUUAAGUUGUUGCAAUGCAGCAAUACUAUUUGUUGAUGCACACAUAAUAAAUAGCACAAAAUAGCUUUUUAAUCAUAUUAUAACUGGUAUUAAUAAUUUACAUAUACUCUCUAUCCAGAUUAGCAACUAUGGUGUCUGAUACCAUAAUUGCAACUGAUAUAGUUACUAAUUGUCAGUUGCUUUCUUACAAUAUUUUAUAACUUGGAUUUUAUACUGAACCAUUUUUCAUUAUGUGUGGUUAUCAGUAGACAAUCACUGUGAGCUCACGAUUUCCUAUUUAUUGUAAACAAAUUCACUAAUAAAUGUAUGUGCUCUA